Molecule: messenger RNA, 675 nt
Organism: Clonostachys byssicola
Lineage: Eukaryota; Fungi; Ascomycota; Sordariomycetes; Hypocreales; Bionectriaceae
Source: the annotation of a GenBank genome assembly
AUGGCCUUCCGCAUCCUCGCCGCGGCCGCUCUCCUGGCCUCCAGCGCCGUCGCCAAGACUGACAUCGGCGGCUGCACCUCCUUCGACACCGUCUACAGUCCCUCCCACGGCUCGCCCUACGCGACGCGCAUCUGGUACGUCCCCGACACGGGCGAGCUCUGCGAGAUCCUCGACUGCGGCGGCGGCCGCGCGCCCCCCAAGACGACCGUCCCCGGUUGCGCGGCCUACAAGGGCACCGAGACCUACUCGCCCAAGUUCAUCAACCCGGCCACGCUCGGCAAGGCGCCCCAGGCGGCCUCCACGACGCUCGUCGUGUCCGCCUCGACUACCUCGGCCUCUUCCUCGGAGGGUACCACCACGGCGGCUUCCAGCAGCGCCGAGGGGUCGUCGAGCAGUGGCAGCUCCCGCCAGACGACGUCUGCGGCUGUUCUCCCCACGCUCACCUCUGCUUCUGGCUCUGCCUCCGUCACCACCCCGGCCUCCUCUGACUCUGAGUCGUCCAGCGACGAGAGCGCGUCUGGCUCCUCGACUGGCUCCUCGACUGGCUCCUCGGCCACUGGCUCUUCCUCUGCUGCCGCUUCUUCGUCGGUCCCCGCCGCCGCUGCCGCUCCCACUGCUGCCAUCAUGGGCUCGUGCCUGCUUGCUGGUGCCGCCGCCUGCCUUGCCAUGCUGUAG